Penicillium subrubescens is the source of this 972-nucleotide messenger RNA. RefSeq names its product ankyrin repeat domain-containing protein. Bases 1 to 972 code for a protein of 323 amino acids. Gene Ontology annotation, biological process: positive regulation of transcription by RNA polymerase II. The record is from RefSeq and is a predicted model, not a curated record. Lineage: Eukaryota; Fungi; Ascomycota; Eurotiomycetes; Eurotiales; Aspergillaceae. The transcript has a single exon. Gene Ontology annotation, molecular function: transcription cis-regulatory region binding; protein binding. Gene Ontology annotation, cellular component: nucleus.
AUGAGAGUGUCUAGGGUAGGAGCUCAACUCCCUCUCGAACUUAUCCUGCUUUCCGCGGAAUAUCUUACGCCUGUUGACCUGCUGUCUCUCUUGCGUGCCUCUCCUGGGCUCGCACGGGUCCUAACUUUUCAGCAUACCACGCUUCAGGACGAAGGAAAGAGGACGAUCCUUCAUCUAGUCGCAAGGGAAGGGGAGGCCGGAUUGAUGAAGCUACUGCUCGCAAACCGCGGUAUCAGGCCUGACUCUAAGGAUAACUGUGGUCGGACGCCAUUAUCCUAUGCGGCGGACGGACAUGAAGCAGUGGUCAGGCUGCUGCUCGACCGACAAGAUGUUGAGGCGGACUGCAAGGACAACGAAGGGCUGACUCCAUUAUCCUAUGCGGCUCGAGGUGGACAUGAAGCGGUGGUCAUGUUAUUACUGGACCGACAAGAUGUCCAGGCGGACUCUAAGAAUAAUGAUGGGUUGUCUCCGAUAUCCUGGGCGGCCGGAGGUGGACAUGAAGCGGUGGUCAGGCUACUGCUGGACCGACAAGAUGUUGAGGUGGAUUCGAAGGAUAACUUGGGUCGGACACCGUUGCUAUAUGCGGCCUGGCGCGGACAUGAAGCGGUGGUCAGACUACUGCUGGACCGACGAGAUGUUGAGGUGGACUCAAAGGCUAAUUGGGGUCAAACACCGUUGUCCUUUGCGGCUGGAGGUGGACAUGAAGCAGUGGUCAGGCUACUGCUAGACCGACAAGAAGUCGAGGCGGACUCGAAGGAUAAUUCGGGUCGGACACCGUUGCUAUACGCGGCCUGGCGCGGACAUGAAGCGGUGGUCAGACUACUGCUGGACCGACGAGAUGUUGAGGUGGACUCAAAGGCUAACUGGGAUCGAACACCUUUAUCCUGUGCGUCUGAAGGUGGACAUGAAACGGUGAUCAGGCUACUGCUGGACCGACAAGAUCUUGAGGCGGAAUUGAGGAAUAAUUGUUGA